AUGACUCGAACUUGCAGCCGGAUCGCUGACACGAUCGAGAUUAACCUAGUUACCAGUAACCGCGAUCGCCGAAGCCUCGCUCAAAUGAUAGCCACUCAACUACUGAUCAUCGUAUCGCAUCGCAUCGCACCGCACCGCACCGCACCGCAUCGUGCUACAGAUUACCAAGUCCUGACAGGCAAUAGGUCAGAGCCAAGCUUCUUAAGGCGCUGGCUGGCCUACUCGCAGCUGUCGGCGAGUGUCCACAGUGGUAAGAACAGCAAAGGCUCGUCGCUGAUUUGUGACGUAUGGUUGCGUGGAAGCUGCAGUCACACUAAGUGUCCUGCAUCGCAUACAGUAGAGAAUAACACUACCACCAUUGCGCAGCUGCUGGGGUGGACGUUUCAAAUGCCUAGACCCGUCGUCGGCAUGAAAUCUAUCACAGGGAAAGUCGACACCGAGUCACGUCCGGUCCGUUUCGAACUUUCCUUUUGAGUCCUCCUGCCAACCAAAGUCUGACAUAAAAUCACCUCAUCGCAAUGAUAACCCGGAAUUAAUAACUGAGACUUAGAUGGAGUACAUGAAGUGAUUUGGUUGAAACUCGAGGCUUGAAGGAUCUCUCUUCCUUGACCCUUUUUUCUUCUUCUCUCUGUGCCUGUUCUUUGUUUCGCUGACGGAACACUAGGUAUUAACUAUGUUAGGCAUCGAAUUGGCUCCACUAUGACUGUGAAAGGAGAAUGCAGAAGCACACCCUGCAGUUCCAGAGGGCAAGAGAAGGUCCAAGCGGAGGAAACCCCUCUCCAGAAUCUUCCACACAAUAGUUAGAUAUCCAAGAUAAUAACCCUCGAGAACCAAAUUACCAAGUUUAGAUAAUAGUUAGUUAGGUACAGCUUGGAUUUAGCAAUCAGGAAACUUCACAGAUUC
Molecule: messenger RNA, 903 nt
Organism: Aspergillus ochraceoroseus IBT 24754
Lineage: Eukaryota; Fungi; Ascomycota; Eurotiomycetes; Eurotiales; Aspergillaceae
Exons: 5
Coding region: 1-474 (157 amino acids)
Source: RefSeq, a predicted model, not a curated record